ACAUUGGUUACACACACAGGUUUCGGGACAGAGCUUUUCUCAGGCAUUCAGCGCUGAAUUGAACGGCUCUAGUCGCUUAGUAGACUAUAGUCCAAAAUACUGGCGGAUCUGGACGGAGACAAUUUCGUGUUCUGAUCUCUUAAUCUCUUAAAAAAAAAACAUUUCUAGUAAUUUCUACUAUUUCUAAAGAAAAGGGGGGGGGCUAUUUCCUCCCUUUCCAUCCAUCCAUUCUUCCAUCUUUCCCUCCCCUAAGGGCCGCUGGACGGAUAGCCGAGGAGGCCGUGGAGCGCACUUGUUCAGGAAGGGGAGAAAGAGAACGAGCAGGACACUUUUUUUCCAGCGGGCAGAGGCACUCUGCGGGGACGGGUUGGUGUUCGACUUUCACGGCUUCUGCACUGCGCUCGACUUCGACUUUCACGGCUUCUGCACUGCGCUCGACCCGCUUGUGGAGAAUACGAUGACUGGUGGCGAGACACCCGAGCGGUGGCGGAUGCUCCCCACUCUGCUAUGGUGAUGUUGCCCGCGUCCAAAUGUCCCCUCCUCGGAUGAGACCACGUAUGAAUGGACGGCUGUGCAGGUGAUGGAGAGAAUAUGAUCAUUGUGUCGAGGGGGACAUCAUUAAAUAGUUGAUUCAGCUCUAAUAUUAGCCUACAUUACAUUACAAACCACGACGGAUUUCAAUUAAAGAUGAUUAUUGAAUGCAAAUAAGAAAAAUCAACAAAUGUCACAUUUAUCCUUUUCGUGUAUAAGGAUGCCAGUUCAUCUUUGCGCGCGUGUAAAGCGUGUGUGAGGUGGCGGGAGACAAAUUAGCCAAUGUACCAAACAUUGCGGAUGUUACAAAAUAAAUAAAUAAUUAUAGAUUUUAGCUAUUUUUUCCAACAUGUUUUGGUGUCUGAAACGUACCAUGGCAAUCACGACCAACAUGCCCGGUUGAGGGGAAACACUUGGUGGAUUUAUUUUCUUAUUUUGAUAAUAUGAUUGAUUUGAAUAUUGUGCUGUGGUCAUGAUGACAAUACAACAUUUUAUCUUCAAGCGAAGCACAACGGGCUUCUGACGAGCCUAUCACACCAUGGAAAUGGUUCGGGAGAAAACGAUGGAGCAGCCAUGGAGAACAUGAAACAUUUAUACUAACUCAUCUUGGAAUGUCCCCAAUCUGAUAUCCCCAAUAUCCCAAAAGAGCCUUACUCCUCUUUUUUGGACAUCUAAAAACAAACUGAAGAGGAAUUGUGAAUCCUACUGCACUGAUAGUCGUGCAACAAGCCAAGCCAUCCACCCCACCCCCACCCCACGUUGCAUUUUUUUUACACCCGCACUUGACCAUUAGCACUAACCACAGAGAGAGACCAAAAACUACAUGGCGUCUUCAUCUUGUAAAGGCCGCACCAUAUAGGCUUACCGCCCGGCAACUUUCGCCCUAUGCAGGUGGAAGAAGCAGAAUAAAACAGUUGAGUGUCUGAGCAGUCCGCAGGCAGAUGGGAUGUAAUGUUGUGUGGUCGUGCUGAGCAUUCGCCUCCUUCUCAGCUACAGCUGCUUUGUAAAGAUUUGGUGUCCAGAGAAUGGCGCGGUUCGAAAACGAGAUGCCGUCCAGGUAUGGCGGCGGCCACGGCCAUGGACCAGGGCAUGGGCAUGGACCUGGAGGCCCUGGCCGCGGCGGCAGCCGGCAGGGCGGCCCGCCUGGAGGCCCCGGGGGACAGCGGGUCUACAAGCAGUCCAUGGCGCAGAGAGCCCGGACCAUGGCCCUGUACAACCCCAUCCCGGUGCGUCAGAACUGCUUCACCGUCAACCGCUCGCUGUUCAUCUUCAGCGAGGAUAACUUUGUGAGAAAAUACGCCAAAAAGAUUACAGAAUGGCCUCCGUUUGAGUGGUUGAUCCUGGCCACCAUCUGUGCCAACUGUAUUGUCCUGGCUCUGGAGCAACAUCUGCCUGAUGGAGAUAAGACUCCUCUGUCUGAACGCCUGGAUGACACUGAGCCCUACUUCAUAGGGAUCUUCUGUUUUGAGUCAGGCAUUAAGAUCCUGGCUCUAGGAUUUGCCUUCCAUAAGAACUCCUACAUAAGGAACGGAUGGAAUGCCAUGGACUUCGUAGUAGUAUGCACAGG
Molecule: messenger RNA, 2098 nt
Organism: Oncorhynchus kisutch (coho salmon)
Lineage: Eukaryota; Metazoa; Chordata; Actinopteri; Salmoniformes; Salmonidae
Product: voltage-dependent P/Q-type calcium channel subunit alpha-1A-like
Exons: 3
Biological process (GO): chemical synaptic transmission; calcium ion import across plasma membrane
Cellular component (GO): voltage-gated calcium channel complex; neuronal cell body; membrane
Molecular function (GO): high voltage-gated calcium channel activity
Source: RefSeq, a predicted model, not a curated record